GGGGUGAAGUUUAAUUCACUUGAUAUUGUUUUUGUUUUUCAUUUGUUUGAAUCUUCCCAUUGAUGUUUAGGACUGCAAUUGAUCAGUCUCUUAUUGGCAUAUGUGCAUACUGUGCGUAUUGCCUCGAUAAUGCUUGUAAAUUAAGGCAAUAUCGAGGCAAUACGCACAGUAUGCACAUAUGCCAAUAAGAGACUGAUCAAUUGCAGUCCUAAACAUCAAUGGGAAGAUUCAAGUAAAACAAUAUCAAGUGAAUUAAUCGUAAUCUUAGCUAUUGAAUGACCUAAUUUAACUAUUGUACUAAAGACCUUUUUUAGUUAAAUGUAAUUGUCUCUGUUAUCUUUAUUCACAAAUCUUUGUAUUAUUAUUAUUACUAUUGGUUAAACGUCAUUAUCAAUCUCCUCAAUACAUGAUUCAUUCACUUCGCAUUCAUCCCUCCUUAUUAUAUAUUACUAAUAAUUUUCUACAUAAUAUAGUCUUUCAUUAAGCAUUUGAUCCAAUUGUAAUUGCGCUAUUUUAUCUCACCCUAUCUGAGCCAUAUUUAUUCUGAUCAUGGAUCUUAACGUUUUCACUUAACGUAUAAGCUGAUUCAAGAUAAUAUUCCAUAUGAGUCAUAUCAACACUAAUAAUUUUGUCAGAUGGGUUUUGUGGAUAUUAUAGUGAUUUCAAUGGUUAAGAUCAUGAGUCAGUUGAAGCUAGACCACCAUGGAAAACCUGGAAGCACUGGACGGCCGUUUCGUCCUAUUGUGGGACUCCUCAGCAGUGCGCAUACACGACUCAUGAUCUGAACCAUUGAGAUUACUAUAAUAUCCACAAAAUAACCCCUUCUGAUAUUAAUCAACAUAUGUUCACUAGUGGCUGGCUUCAAGAGGCAUAUCUUGGAGUUCUAAUGAGAAGUAGUGACAAGUGGAGUUCAACCAGGUCUGUUGUGAGAUAGUAACUCAUUGAAGACAAUGGUGGAUGUGUUGCACAAUUUCGUGGAUUAGUUGAAUUUAGACAUUAACACCGCUGAAUGCUGGCUGGCUCAGUGGUCUGUUGGUUAAGUGCUCGCGUGCGAAACCAGUAGGUCCUGGGUUCGAAUCUCGCAGGGGCGAGGUCGUGGAUGCGGUGAUCUAUCAUUAAUCAGUUCAUGAUCUCAAUCAGAAAUUUAUACUUUUGGUUGAACAUUUACUAAUGAUCUAAACAGUUGGACAACUAAAUAACUGCUAUGAUGGAAAGAAAAGUCAAAAUUCUACUGAUUUACUCAUUAUGAGUUAUAUUCAAUAUUACUUACGUUCUGAUUCAAUAUGAUGAUUAUUCAGUGUGGUAUUUGGUUUUGUUUUCUCGUAUGAUAUUUUAUUCUGUAUAAUAUACGACAUUCUUGUGUUCAAUUUACAUGAACUAUGCUCAAUAUGUGAUUUGUUAUAACUGUGAAUAUUUUUUUCAUAUAUAUGAUUUCAUCUUAAUUAUUAAUCAAAAUAGGUGUACAAUCAUUAUAUAAAUGAGUGUAUUUUUGUCUAGGGUCGUUGUCGGCAUCAUGUUUUGGGGUUAAUAAAUCUUCGCUCAUACCAAUCUUUGUGUUCUUAUUUUCGUGUCGUGGGAAUUGCGGAGGUCCCUCGUUCCGAGUAUAAGUGAUAAACGUUUCUGACAUGACAAUCAGAGAAGACCAGAUUAAAAAGUAGCAUUAGAAGAGCCAAGACAAGCAGCAUUCAACUGACAAGUUAUAACACUUACCAAGCUUCAUUAUUUAUCUGGUUAAAGUUAAAGAAUAGAUCUAUUUCUGAAUGAAGAAAAAAAGAAAAACAAAUGAGUAGACAUAUGCCAAUUAUUGACCAUAUAAAUUGUCCUCAUAUAUAGACUAAUAAAUGUUCUAUUUAGUAUUAUGUAAUUCUUUAUCUCGUCGGUUAAUCUCAGUACGUUGUGUUAACUUAUUACACACUACUAAGCCAUGCAGAUUUUAGUCAUAUCCAGACUGUUGUCUUCGGAUCAAACUCAACCAAUGGUGUAAAUAAAAUGAUUUCAAUAGUUGAGAUCAUGAGUCAAUUCAAGUUAGACCAUUAUGGAGGACCUAGAAGCACUGGACGGCCGUUUUGUCCUAUUGUGGGACUCCUCAGCAGUGCACAUCAACGACCUCGCGUCGCGAGAUUCGAACCCAGGACCUAUCAGUCUCGCGCCAGGUGCUUAACCAACCAAUUUUCCUAUAAAGAUUAUUAGAAAGGAUAGAGUUUAAUUUGUAUGUACGAUAAUAGUGUGAAAUGUGAAUAAUAUCGGACGUGGUAGCUUGGAUAGAUAGUCCAAAGUCAGAUGGAUAAUGAGGCUUUCUUUUCUAAUGAGAGCACUAGGAUUAAGGAUUAUAUGGAAAGCUUCAGGUACUCUCCUUUCGUUGUAGCUGCAAAAGCCUUUUUGUAAUAUUUUGAUGUUUUUAAUAUCGAUUUGGUGGUUAUUGAAUAUGGCGUGAACUCCUAUCCUUUCUCAUCACAAAGGUCACAUUUUUUUUUCAUCCCUGACCCUGCACACAUAUACACACAUAAAUUUACAUACAUGUCGCUUAAAAAUAACCUUGACCGAAAUGACAUGACGUUGACUUGCAGACCUGUUUUUUGAUUGAUCGCACGUAAUAUUCUUGUUUUGUUCUUUUGUACUAUUGAAACUUGGAUUAAUUUUGAUUUGGUUAUUUAUUCUCUAAAUAAGUGGCUCAUACUGAGUCAUGAAAGGUCAGAAAAUGUGAUUUUUCUACUCAUAGGAAUAUUAAAAAUAUAUUGUUUUUAUUUAUAACAAUCUACCUCAUGCUCAAUUUAUUUGAAAUGAUCAAGUCAAACCUUGGUAAUGAUAUAUUCAACCAAUGGUAGUCUAACAUUGAUCCACUCAUGAUCUCAAUUAAAACUCAACAAUUCUAUUCUGAUAAUUAUCAUGUGUUGACUACUGACUUCCUGAAUUUAUAUUGAGAGGCCGUGACCAGUGAAGUUUAACCAUGUCCAAUAUGAGACAGUUACUCACUGAAGACAAUGGAGGACGAUCGUGUAAGAUUAUGAAUCGAUUAAAGUUAAACAUUAGCAUCGUUGGUUUAAAGGCCAAAGAGUUCACAUGCGGGAUUGUGGAUAUGAACGGCUGACAAAUCUCAUACUGAGAUGAAACACAUAUCCAAUGGUUUUAUGUUUUCAAUGAUCCACUCAUAAUCUUCAUUAAAAUUCAAUCAUUUUCACAAUCCUAUACUGAAUAAAAUCAAUUCAACCAAUUGAAAUAAAGAUUAUUUCAACCAAUUAAAAUACAAAAUAAUUAAAUAAAUACUAUAAAACUAGAAUCUCAUUAAUGAAAAUAUUUAAAAAAAAUAAAUAAAUAAAAAGGAAAAUUGUAAAGUGAAUAUUGUUACAAAUUCCCUCCACCACCCUCACCAAAUAAUCAAUCAAUGAUUCUUACAAAUGGAUACUGAUAUUUUACAUAUUUUACAUUUUAAUGAUGUAUAUAAUGUUGAAGAACAAAAACAAGAACCAUUAGCUGGUGCAGCUAGAUUUACAACAGCAUUAAAAAAACAUGGAGCUGGUAAACAAAGUAUUGUUUUAUUUUCAGGUGAUUGUUUAAGUCCAUCAUAUAUAAGUAAUAUAACACAAGGUCAACAUAUUCCACCUAUUAUGAAUAAAAUGUUUAUUAAUUGUUCAUUAUUUGGUAAUCAUGAAUUUGAUUUUGGUAUGAAUAAUUUUUAUAAAUGUAUUAAUCAAUGUAAUUUUUCAUGGAUUAAUAGUAAUGUUUAUGAUAAAGAAUUAAAUGAAUUACUUGGUACUAAAUUAUUCUAUAAAAUUAUAAUACAUAAUAAUCUUAAAAUAGGAAUUAUUGGUUUAAUUGAAAAAGAAUGGAUUAAUGUAAUACCAUGUUUUACUACAUCAAUAAUUGAUGUAAAAGAUAUUAUUAUAACUAGUCGAAAAUUGGGUACAUAUUUAAAAAUUAAAAAAAAAUGUCAUUUCAUUAUAGUAUUAACUCAUAUGAGAUGGUUAAAUGAUCGUUUAUUAGCUAUGAAUGUUCCAGAAAUUGAUUUAAUACUUGGUGGUCAUGAUCAUGAUUAUCAAUAUGAAUGGAUUAAAUUAAAUGAUAAUUUAUUAUAUGAUAAAAAUUUAUUAUUAAAUAAAAAUCAAAUAAAUAUUCAACGUUUAAUUAUAAAAAGUGGUAGUGAUUAUAAAACAUUUUCACAUUUAUAUAUAAAAUAUGAUAAAAUCAAUUAUAAAAUAUUGAAUAUUGAUAUUGAACAAGUAUUGAUUGAUAGUCGAUGGGAACCAGAUAAUGAAGUAAAUAAAAAUCAAAUAAAUAUUCAACGUUUAAUUAUAAAAAGUGGUAGUGAUUAUAAAACAUUUUCACAUUUAUAUAUAAAAUAUGAUAAAAUCAAUUAUAAAAUAUUGAAUAUUGAUAUUGAACAAGUAUUGAUUGAUAGUCGAUGGGAACCAGAUAAUGAAGUUCAAGAACUCGUUAUUAAAUCUACUAAAAAAUUAGAAGAGAAACUGGAUAUACCAUUGGGACGAAUUGAAACUGACCUUGAUGUUAGAUCCAAUAUAGUACGUUUAAAAGAAUCAGUUAUUGGCAAUUUCAUUUGUGAUAUAGUAUUAACAGCUGUAGAAGUUGAUUGUGUAUUAUUCAACACUGGUACCUUAAGAGGUGAUCGAAUUUUUAAAGCUGGAUUAUUCACUUUGCGUGAUUUAAGUACUAUACUACCAUAUUUAGAUAAAUUAUCAGUUAUUGAAAUAACUGGUAGUCAAUUAAUAGAAGCAUUGGAAAACUCAGUAUCAGAAUAUCCAAAAUCUGAAGGACGUUUUCCAAUGAUUGGUGGUAUUCGUUUUACAUUUAAUCCAAUCAAACCAAUUGGUAAACGAAUUUUAAUUGAUGAACUCACUAUACAAAAUGAAUCAAUCAAUAUAAAACGUAAUUAUCGUUUAUGUAUAACUGAUUAUUUAUAUAAUGGAAAUGAUGGUUAUCAUAUAUUUCCUAAAUGUAAAUUAUUAUUAGAUGAUGAAAAAUGUCCAAUACUAUUUAUAUUAAUACAAAAUUAUUUUAGAACUAUUCAAGUACUCAAUGGAUUUGAACAAUCACAUACACGUCAUCGUCAAUGUUUAAUACCUUUUAUGGAAAGGAAAAAAUUAAUGCAACAAUCAAUUAAUAAUAAUAAUGAUAAUAAUGAUCAUUGUAAUCGAUAUAAUGCCACAUCUCGAUGGAAUACAGCACGAUGUGCUUUAAUAGAACAACGUGAAAAAUCCAUUGCAAAUUUAAUAGCUCCUAAAAUUGAUGGAAGAAUUACAAUGAUUACGUCAUAA
This is a messenger RNA of Schistosoma spindalis, 5270 nucleotides long. NCBI's taxonomy places the organism in Eukaryota, Metazoa, Platyhelminthes, Trematoda, Strigeidida, Schistosomatidae. The record is from the annotation of a GenBank genome assembly.